Molecule: messenger RNA, 3570 nt
Organism: Pecten maximus
Lineage: Eukaryota; Metazoa; Mollusca; Bivalvia; Pectinida; Pectinidae
Product: enhancer of polycomb homolog 1-like
Exons: 15
Coding region: 253-2580 (775 amino acids)
Biological process (GO): regulation of transcription by RNA polymerase II
Cellular component (GO): piccolo histone acetyltransferase complex
Source: RefSeq, a predicted model, not a curated record
CUCUGGGAUAGCAUUGAUGGGCACGAAUGGCCGCCAUGAUGGAUUUUGUGAAACAUUUCAAAAAUGUAACAUUACAGCAAGAUUCGUGAGCCUCGGACGACUAUGUGAGCAUGGCAGUAAGGCUCAACCAGAUGUUGGUUGUGUAUUCUAGUGGUUAGUUCCACAAAGAACUGUGUAUUAUUGUGAAUUUGCCUUGAUAAUACAAGGCCAGCUACGUGGACAGGCUCAUUAGCAUAUUUGAGGUUAGGAACGAUGAGUAAGGUAUCGUUUCGAGCCCGGGCGCUGGACGCCACGAAGGCAAUGGCUAUUUUCAAGGCGGAUGAGAUACCUGACCUUCCAGAUUUUGCAACGAUCAACCGAUCGGUGCCUCAGAUGCCAACCGGAAUGGAGAAAGAGGAAGAAACGGAACACCAUCUUCAGAGAGCUCUGUCUGCGCAGCAAGUCUACGGUACAUCAGAAGCGUUGGUCAUCCCCAUACCCGAGAGUGACGACAUUGCUGAUCGCUAUGGCAAACUGUACAAUGAUGAGUUCAAACAAACCAAACAGUUCAUCCACUUUCAGGCAUUUGGCAUGGAACAGGAAAUCCCAGACUAUGAUAUGGAUAGUGAAGAUGAACAGUGGGUAAAUGAACAGGCCAAAAAGAUGGAGAUAACACCUCUCAAAUUUGAAGAAAUGAUGGACCGUUUGGAAAAAGGCAGUGGACAGCAGGUUGUGACAUUACAAGAAGCCAAGUUACUGUUAAAGGAAGAUGAUGAUCUGAUUAUUGCUGCCUAUGACUAUUGGCUUAACAAGCGAUUACGCCUGGAACAUCCCUUAAUUUUACAAGUAAAAACAGAUAAAAAGAGAGAUGGCUCAGCAACAAAUAAUCCAUAUGUUGCCUUCCGGCGACGAAUAGAAAAAAUGCUAACACGAAAGAAUAGGAAGAAUGAUGAAUUCUCAUAUGAAAAAAUGUUGAAGUUACGUCGAGAUCUGAAUAGAGCAGUAACAAUAUUAGAAUUAAUCAAACGAAGAGAGAAGACGAAAAAGGAAAUGUUACAACUCACCAUAGAAGUAUUAGAAAAGCGGUAUCAGAUUGAGGACUUCAGUGGCACCAUGUUAGAGGAGGCUGAGGCUCUUCGACACAAGAUGCCUUCUACCUGCAUACCUCAAUAUGCAUAUGGCUCAUCAGGAUGGGGACAAGCAGAGGAGGUGGUAGUGAGGAAAAAGCGUGAAUAUAGGAAGAGGAAACACAAACCAGUGCUACAACACCGUGAGAAUACAACCGUCCAACCCACCCGUCACUUCACUGACAUUGAUGUCCUCCAUACUGAUGUGUACAGCUCUGAAGACGAGGGAUUAUCUCCGGGUAUGUCCCCAUCUGACCAUGAAGAUGAGAAUGAUCCUGAUGGUCCCUUUGCUUUCAAGAGAAGGAAGAAUUGCAAUUACUUUGCACCUAUUUUGAAUCGCCUUGGAAACUGGUCUUGGCAUAGUCCUGAGGAUGGAGGCCUGGGAGAGAGAAAAUACAGAUAUAACCUAAUGUCCUUUUCAAAACCUUCGCGAAGUCAAGGCUUCUGUCGGCGGAGGGUGGGCAGGGGAGGCAGAGUAUUGGUAGACAGAGCUUUCACACCUUGGGACGAUGAGCUAUGUCGGACAGACUUAUCAGGUUCCGGGCCAUUAUCAGGGAUAGCAGCGGAUUAUGUUACAUAUAUCAGGGAAAGAAAAAUAUCACAUUUUCGUCCACAUUCACCGACUCUGGAUGACACGACUCCACAUGGGUCCAAUGUUACUAGUGCUGAGGAGGAGACUGAGUUUAAUCUAGAGAGCUUCCAGUCUCAUCGUGAGCAGCUACUACAGAUGCAGCGGGCCCAAGAGGAACAAUUACGCAAGCAGGACACACUUGUUCUGGACAGUUCUUGUAGUAGUGAACUUGAUCAUUCCUUUUCUUCUCAACCCACCUCAAGAUUCACACUUGAUUCAGAAAGUGCAAAAUUUGCAGUGUCUGCAGUACUUAAUACAUCUCAACUUCAAAGUGCAACAAAAACUGGUGCUAGUACACAGUCAUCUUCAUUGACAUCUUCCUCAUCUGUAUCAUCAACCAUCUCAAUAAAAGCCAUUAAACCAACAUCUAACGUGGCUGUUGUGGCUACACCUUUACCAACAGUGUCAAUUUCUGCAGUUUCCCCUGCAGUUACGUUGUCAUCACCUUUGGUAUCUGUUACCCCCACAACAAAGACUUUGUCCAAUGGACCUAUAUCAACACAAAGUAAAAUCACAGGACUUUCAACAUCACCGGCAGCCACAGUGUUACAGCUAAAUUUUCCACUCAACAAAAAUAACAACUCAACACUUCCACAACUGUCUACUACCAAAAGUCUAUCGUCUAGUCUGACAUCCUCGUCAUCGUCAUCAUCAUCUGCGUUCACACCAAUCAAUUCAAUAUCCAAUAAGACUGUCUCGGCCGUCGGCACAAAUCUCCUGAAAAAUUUCUCUAAAGCUCCACCAUUGGAUAGUAUCAAGCAAAACCAUGACGAUGUGAGUCACCUGAAUAACAUGAACAGUAUGAACAGUAUAAAGCACGACAUGGCGAUGGAUGUGACCUGAUGGGGUGAUCUCUGUCUACAGACUGUGAUCUCUUACAGCCCACCGUUAACACUGUGCUGGUCCAGCUAGUGUCGCUACACUUUGAGAUGCCGGUGUUGUCCACGGCCACAAGAUUGUACCAGGUGAUGGAAAGGAAAGCUUCAAGACAUGUUUAGAGAAAGGAUUUGUUUAAAAAUUGUAUCAAGUUCAGUUCCUGUACAUCAAGAGCUAGUUUUAAAAUAACAUCUUACCCUCUGGCUUACAUCUUGUUUAUUUCUAGCUAAUUUUCUGCUAUUUUUCAGUGAAGUGUGUGAAAAAAACAUUGUAGGAAAUUUGGAAAUCAUUUGCCAGAAAUGUGAGCAACAAGAUCUAGUUCAUUUUUUUUUUAUUACAUAACUCAUAAUAUUUAUUAAAGCAGUUUUCUUUUGUCAGCAGGACAGAAACAUAUCGUACACUUCAAGAUAGACAAUAAGGAUCAAUAGUCCAAAAUGAUAAAGCCAACAAAAAGAAUGGUAAAACUAGAAAUCUACUUGACAAAAUAUCUGUUUUAAAUGCUGUCAACCUUCCAUUGUUUUCCCAAUUUCUUCUAAUUCAGAACUUUUUAUUGUUACACCUUUACUUCAACCCACCUCUUGUUUCUAUAAACAUGAUUUCAAUCAAAUUUUACAUUAAAUGUGGGACUUCAAUGCCAUUAACUAGAGAAACAAGCUUUGUGCAUGUUUAUUUUUUCAAGUAAUCUGUAUUGAAAAUUAUAUUGAGAAAAAAAGUCCAGAUUAUUUCAAGAUGAGAUUUGAUCUGUAGCUUAGUUUCAUUUCUUGAGUACGUACUACAGAACAGACAUGUCAGAAAGAGAUAUGCCUUCAUUCCUGUUGUGUGAACGUGUACGCUGUACCUGGUAUAUAUCUAAGUAUGGGGUUACAAAGUUACAUCCUGGUACUACACAGUACAGAAGCUCCCAUUGUCGUUAACCUCCCCUUUGUAUAAAAGGAGAAGAACAGGUUCUUAUGUUGG